Molecule: messenger RNA, 1487 nt
Organism: Trematosphaeria pertusa
Lineage: Eukaryota; Fungi; Ascomycota; Dothideomycetes; Pleosporales; Trematosphaeriaceae
Exons: 1
Coding region: 184-1320 (378 amino acids)
Biological process (GO): regulation of transcription by RNA polymerase II; chromatin remodeling
Cellular component (GO): nucleus; SAGA-type complex
Molecular function (GO): transcription coactivator activity; protein binding; chromatin binding
Source: RefSeq, a predicted model, not a curated record
CUGACAAGAGCAGACAUAUAACCGUGGGGCUCGCCACCACUCCCCCAUUCGCAAUUCACAGUCAUACACAGCCGUUGUUCGCGCCAAACGCUACCGUCAUUCCGCUGCUGCCUAGGGGGAGACGUUAAAAUUCCGUCUCGCCCACUCCAAAGCCCGCGACAAACUCCCCACACUUCACGCACAAUGGCGAACCCGCCGUAUAAGACACCCCCGAGCAACCGUCUUACCGUCUCCUCACUCCUCUCGCCUCCAGAGAUGAAGCGCUCAGAAUCCUUCGGCUCGUCAAUUGCGCCCGCAAUCGCACGCUCGCCUUUCUCGUCCUUCAACUCAGAGCCAUCGAAGCCCGCCAUCAUGGCCGCCUUCCAGGCAACACCCUCCUCGCACCGCGAUGCGUACGCCUCGCCGCCAAUUUCGCCGUACGACUCGCAAUCGCAGAAGGAGAACAUGGACUGCCCGCCGGAGAUCGGCGCGCGGGACCCGCAGCUCUUCGUCCCCAGUGACGCGGUCAGCUCAAUCGCCCCCGAUGAGCCACUGUUCCCUCAGGAGCCGGUCGAUCAUGUCGCACAGAACCUGAUCACCGAACACAUGAAGUCUUCCGAUUUCGCGAACCUCCAGAGCAAGCCUGCCCGCGAAGACUACGAGCUGGCCGUCUCCUUCGUCUCCACCGUCUUCCAGUCGUACAACAAGAACCCGCGCGCAUGGUAUCUACAGGAACGGGAGUUCGAUCAACGAUACGGCCGACCGAGCGGCGUGCAGAAGAGGCCAGCGCUGAAGAAGCUGGCUCCCGCGCCGUCGACAGGACCCCGCCAGAGGCAAAAGAUGGCCCUCCCCCGUCUUCCUCGCGCUCCUCGAGCGCCGAAACGCACUCCUCAGGCUCGCGUCUACGAUUCUUUCGACUUCAUUCCAUCUUCGGUGUCGCCGAAGCCUCCGCGACCGGCUACAAACCGCGACGACACCGACUACAACUCGCUUCCAGACUUCUCGCCACCCCUCGACACCCUGCCCAAGGGCAACAACAAGGUUCUCAAGGCCGACUGGAAGGGCCAGGUGCUCGAUCUCUCCAACGACCCCGAUCGAAGCCUGCUGCACGAAGCCGAACUCAACCUAGCCUCGACCCUCCGUCUGUCGUGCGCCACCUACCUCUGCAGCAAGCGACGCAUCUUCCAGGCCCGCAUCGAAGCCCUGAGGAUUGGCAAGGAGUUCCGUAAGACCGAUGCCCAGCAGGCCUGCAAGAUCGACGUCAACAAGGCCAGCAAGCUCUGGCAGGCCUACGAGAAGGUCGGCUGGUUCAAGCCCGAGUUCUUCCGUCAGUACCUUUAAGUCAUUCUCUUCGGAUCACUGCAACAAUUCUCAUACACACGGAUUUUACGGGCGACUCGUUACCGCCUGUGUUGGAUUCUCAUGUUACGCAUCAAUUUGCAUAUGGACACACGACCACUAACGGCGUUGUGGGUUUCUCCUUUUCGGAUCAGACUGAGAUACCAUGG